This is a messenger RNA of Closterium sp. Yama58-4, 2220 nucleotides long. The record is from the annotation of a GenBank genome assembly. NCBI's taxonomy places the organism in Eukaryota, Viridiplantae, Streptophyta, Zygnematophyceae, Desmidiales, Closteriaceae.
AUGAAGAAUUUCCGCAAGGUCGCGUAUAACUUCAAGAUGACGCUCGUGUGUGGCUUCAUCACCUUCCUCGUCUUCCGCGGCACCUUCGGCGCCGGCAAGUUCGGCACGCCGUUUCAGGACGCCGAGAUUCUCAACCGCGAGCUCCGGUCCUUCCAAGAGAAGCGCCUCCUCAAGUCGCGGGAGAGCCAGCUGCUCUUCCUGCAGGACAAGAUGGCGGACCGCAACUCGCCGUACCGCGCCGGGCCCAACAUCACAGACUGGGACGAGCAGCGCGCCGAGCACAUAGCCUUGAAUCCCGGGUGCAACGCCACCAGUGACGGGCGGCCACGUGUCAUGAUCGUGUCGACCUCCCAGCCGAAGCCGUGCGAGCACAGCGUGGGCGACCACUUCCAGCUCUUGUUCCUUAAAUCGAAGAUGGACUAUGCGCGUACGCACGGCAUGGUGGUAUACCAUCACAUGGUUCGGCUGGACAAGGAGAUGAACGGCAUGUGGGAGAAGCUGCCGCUGCUGCGCCGCCUCAUGCUCGCGCACCCCGAUAUAGAGUGGUUCUGGUGGAUCGACUCGGACUCCAUUAUAACGGACAUGAAGUUCGAGCUGCCGUGGCGCAAGUACAAGGACGUUAGCAUGGUGGUGCCGGGGUGGGACGAUCUCGUGUACAAGCACCGCGACUGGGUGGGCCUCAGCACUGGAAGCUUCCUCCUGCGCAACAACCAGUGGUCGCUUGAUCUGCUGGCCAAGUGGGCCGCCAUGGGCGCGAGGGGCAGAGCCAGGGAGGAGGCGGGGCGAGUGCUGACGGCGCAGCUCAAGGGUCGCCCGGAGUUUGAGGCAGACGAUCAGUCAGCGCUGGUGUGGCUGCUGGUGAGCGGGAGGGAGCAGUGGGGCAGGCACGUGCACCUGGAGAGCAAGUUUUACCUGCACGGCUACUGGGUCAACCUGGUCAACAGGUUCGAGGAGAUGAUGGAGCGAUUUCACGCUGGUUUCGGCGACGAUCGGUGGCCGUUUGUGACUCACUUCGUGGGAUGCAAGCCGUGCGGCAGCAUGGGUGAAUACGACGCAGCCAAGUGCCUCGUGCACAUGAAACGCGCGUUUGUGUUCGCUGACAACCAGGUGAUCAAGCCGUACGGGUUCACGCACCUGCACCUGAACAGCAGUGUUGUUGUGCCGUUGGUUAAUGUGACCACGCGGGCGUGGAUAGCUGAGACGCACUACGAGAGGAAGCAGCAGCAGGUGGCGGAAAAGAGGAAAAAGCAGGCUGAGGAGAAGGAGAGGCUGGAGCAGGAGGCGAAGAGAAUGGCCGAGGAGCAGGAGAAGUGGAGGGAGGAGGAGGAGAAGAGGAGGAAGGAGGAGGAGGCGUGGCGGGAGAAGGAGGAGGAGAGGCAGAGGAAGAUUGAGGAGGGGAAGAGAGUGGAGGAGGCAAAGAGGGCCGCUGAGAAGGAAGCGAAGAAAAAGAAGCAGGAGGGGCAGGAGGGGAAGGUUGGGGAGGUUGCAGCAGGUGGGGCGGAACAGGGGGCGAAGGGAGGAAAGGGUAAAUCUGUUGUUACUGUAAAGAAUGUGACUGUACCGAUUGGGAAGAAGGGUAUUCCGGAGAUUAUAGUGGAUGAGGAGGAGGAGGAGGAGGAGGAUGAGGAGGAGGAGAGUGUGCAGGACAGGAGGAAGAUUGGGCUGACUAAGGCUGUUAUGAGACAGCAGCGGGCUGCUAUGGCCAGGGCUGUGGUUGCUGCUAGUGCUGAGGACGAGGAGGAACGGGUGGAGGAGGAGAGAGGGGGUGUGGAGAAGGGGAGUGAGAAGGGGAGUGAGAAGGGGAGCGAGAAGGGGAGUGAGAAGGGGAGCGAGAAGGGGAGUGAGGAGGAGAGUGGGAGGAAGGAAGAGGAGGGUGAGGAUGAGGAGGAGGAGGAAGAGGAGAGGUUGGACAGGGAGAGGGAGAGGAGAAAGAGUGCAGAAGGGGAGGAGGGAGUGGUGGGGGAAGUGGGAGGGCUUGAUGUGAGUGAUGAUGGUGGUGCGGCAGAGGAGAGUGGUGAGGAGAGUGGUGAGGAGAGUGAGGGGGGAGAUGAGAAGGUACGAGGCGAGGAGAGGGGUGUUGAAUUGAGAGCAGGGCGUGAGGAGGGAGAGGAGGCAGAGGGGGAGGAUGGUGCGACAGUAGAGGAUGCAGAGGAGAUGGGCGGUUUGAGAGAGGCUGAGGAAGAGGAGCGGGGUGGUGUGGGGGGUGAGGAUGUGGAAUGA